This is a messenger RNA of Seminavis robusta, 1341 nucleotides long. Lineage: Eukaryota; Bacillariophyta; Bacillariophyceae; Naviculales; Naviculaceae. The record is from the annotation of a GenBank genome assembly.
AUGCAAGCCGUUCCAAACGACCACGACGACGAAACCAACAAUAAUGUGCUGGAUGGAAACCCUCAUGAUACCGAAGCAGUGCUGGACAUUUCGCUGUCAGAGCAAGGAGCUCGAGCCCUCUCGCGACACCUUCCAAAUGUCGAAACGCUGUACAUUCGUUCUCUAAUCGAUGAAGACGAUGACAACAACAACCACGUCCCAAUAAAUAAUCACAAUCGGCCCGCAAUUGGCAACGUGACCGACGAACAAAUUGUUUCCAUGUUCUCCAUUCUCGGGGAUCACCAACGGCUACGUCAUUUAGUACUGGACAAUUUGGAUGCGCUGCAGGAAGACGACCGUGUCUUUCCGCUGGAAGCUCUGACGGUGCUGGUGCAAAAAGCACGGCACUUAAAGUCCCUUCAGUUGGAUAUGGAUGUGGCCAUUUCAGGGACGCCCGUUCACGGCCGCGCUUUUCUGUUGGCGCUACGACAACAUUCCUCUCUGGAAACUCUGGAACUGACUGAAUUUGGAAAUGCGAGGUCAACUAUUCUAGCGAGUGAAUUCUCGCCUCUCAUGGUGCCAAAUAGGUGGAAAGAACUCUCCCUUUCCGGAGGACAACAAAUCACCGAUCAACAGGUCGACAUUGCCAUUCUGCAAUCGCAGGCUCUGACAAAAUUGCUCGUCGAUUCCAAUGGAGACUUUCAGCGACACUUAUCCCGCGUGCUGGAAGCCCUACAGAACCAACAGUGCCAGCACCUCCAUGAAUUGGUGGUCUUGGAUGACUUGACGGAACAAACUGCCUUGGACUUUGCUUCCAUGAUUCGACACAAUCAUCGCACGCUACAAUACUUGUUUCUAUCGCUGGGUAUUCAGUCGCGAUAUGGAACGCUCAUUACAGAGGCAUUGCUUCACAACAACCAUAUUCACUCCAUACGGUUUGUCAUGUCAGGAGAACGCAAUGGAGACGCCACAGCAUUGGUACAUCACUUGAGACACAACAGAACUCUCAAACGAAUACAUAUCCACUUUCAGGGAUUGUUCAGUCAAGAUCGAGUCAACGAAGUCUUUUUGAAACCAUUCUUGGAUAUACUACGAGAAGACAACUACACAUUGGAAAGAAUCAAACUCGACAAGUGUCAUUCCGCGUUCAGUCUGUCAAGAGAAGUUGAGUUCUUUUUGCAAUUGAACCGGGCCGGUCGAAAUGAACUAUUGGAAAGCACAAUCAAUAGCAAUAUCAAUAAUACAAGGACGGAUGUGGUGCGAAGAUUGUGGGCCAACAAAAUCAUUCAGCACAGAUCAAAUGUGAAUGUUGUAUUCUACUUUUUGUUGCAGAAUCCAUCCUUUCUUCCUGCUACAGUAUGA